UGCAAACAUAGGAGGCGGUUGCAUAGUCAUUCAGCAGAAACAAGUGUGUGAUGGGAGAGCAGACUUAAAAGCAUACGGAAACUCAUCUGGCUAAUAAUGAUAGGGCAGCCUACACAGAAGCAGAACAGGUGUUCCAGAGGAAACCCAGCCUCAGAUUUUAAAGAAAGUGCAUCACUGUAAAAGCUGAAUCUCUGCAGAGCACCCUUUAUCUCUCAUUAAUAAUUGAAUUUGCAGUGUGCUUGAAAUGCCUUAAAGAAGCAACUUAGAAACAAAAUAAUUAAUAAGCAGUAUUAUCACUAAGAAAGCAAAAGUUUUUAAUAUGUCCAAGAAAGUUCUCACUACAUCAUUUCAUGAGGAAAAGCACUUAAAAAGAGAUUUGAAAAAUGAUAAUCCAUUGUCCUCAGCAAAUAAAUGUUCUGGAGAGAGUAAAGUGGUACUCAAGCAAAAGGUGACUCUGUUCAGAGGAAUCUCCAUUAUAAUUGGCACUAUCAUUGGAGCAGGAAUUUUUAUUUCUCCAAAAGGAAUUUUAAAAAGCUCAGGAAGCGUGGGAAUAUCACUAGUUAUUUGGAUACUAUGUGGUAUCUUAUCACUUUUUGGUGCACUUUCCUAUGCUGAACUGGGUACCUGUAUAAAGAAAUCAGGUGGUUAUUAUUCUUACAUCUUAGAAGCCUUUGGAGCACUACCUGCUUUUGUGACUGUCUGGGUGGAAUUGCUUGUUAUACGACCAGCGGCUACAGCAGUGAUUUCCUUAGCCUUUGGACAGUAUAUACUUGAGCCAUGGUUCACGCCGUGUGAGAUACCGCCACUUGCAGUCAAGCUCAUUACAGCAUUUUCAAUAACACUAGUGAUGUUCCUUAACGGUACCAGUGUCAGCUGGAGUGCACGGAUCCAAAUGUUUUUAGCAUGCUGCAAACUUGUUGCCAUCAUGGUCGUCAUAGUGCCAGGAUUAAUACUCUUAUUCAAAGGACAGACCCAGAACUUCAGGAAUGCAUUUUCUUAUGAAAGCAUUGACGUCAUGGGACUGCCACUUGCAUUUUAUGCUGGAAUGUAUGCUUAUUCAGGCUGGUUUUAUCUCAACUUUGUUGCAGAAGAGGUAGAAAAUCCUGAAAAAAAUAUACCGCUUGCAAUUUGUAUCUCGAUUGUUACUGUAACAGUUGGCUACGUGCUAACAAACACUGCCUACUUUGCAGCAAUGACUGCAGAAGAAGUGCUUGCCUCUCCAGCUGUGGCUAUGACUUUUGCAGAGCAAAUGAUGGGAAGAUUUUCUCUGGCAGUCCCAAUACUUGUUUCCUUGUCCUGUUUUGGAUCCAUGAAUGGUGGAAUCUUUGCUGUUUCAAGGAUGUUUUAUGUUGCAUCAUGUGAGGGUCACCUUCCUGAGAUUGUGUCCAUGAUUCAUAUCCAGAAGCACACACCUCUUCCAGCUGUAAUGGUUCUGUACCCGCUGGUAAUAAUUAUGCUGUUUUCUAGUGACUUGUAUAGUCUCCUAAACUUCUUAAGUUUUGUACGGUGGCUAUUUAUUGGACUAUCAGUUGCUGGCCUGAUAUACCUCAGAUACAAACGUCCUGAAAUGCCACGUCCAUUCAAGGUUCCACUGUUUAUACCAGCUUUCUUUUCUUUCACAUGCAUGUUCAUGGUAUUCCUGUCCCUCUACUCAGAUCCAGUCAACAACGGAAUUGGUGUUGCAGUAACGCUAACCGGUAUUCCUGCUUACUAUAUUUUCAUCGUGUGGGAUAAGAAACCAAGGUGGUUCAACAAUUUAAUGGCUAUAACAACACGAUCAUUACAGCUCAUCCUUAAAGUUGUACAUGCGGAUGCAAAGGAUGAAUAAUCGUCCAACCACAGCUGUUCCUGAGCAUCACUAAUGUUUCAAACCAUCACGCCAGUGAUAGCACUGCUUUGCUAAUACGCUGCUUCUAAAUAUACAGUGCCUGUUGUCACAUACUGUACAAUGUCUUAAGAACAGUUUACAAUUCAAUAUCUGGUCUGGGCACUGUUAAGGCAAAAUCUGCUAUGAUACACAGAUUGAUACAGACAUUUUCAGUUUAAUGCAAAAAAAGGCAUGUAUACACACAACCACACAUGCAUAUGAACACACAGAGCCACAGAUGUAAUAACAGUAAUUUAAAACCAGUACAAUCUGAUAGUAGUAGUGCUGGUCUUGUGACAACAACGUUUGUAUUUUAAUACUUUUAUAUGAUGCGAUAUUGAAGAUUUCAUUUUUUUUGGGAUACCAUAAUGAUAACUUGUUGCCUAUACUUUACUUGAGACACUCCUGAGAGAUCUGCAUAUGUAUAUUUGUGUGCUUGUGUGCGCCUGCAUAUGUGUGUGUGUGUGUGUGUGUGUGUGUGUGUGUGUGUGUCUGUGUGUCCAUAAGAAUGCCAUAGUCUGUCUGCCUAACUAUAGUCACCUGUCACGUUAAUGGAAGUUGGUGUGUGACUAUAUCAUAGGUAUAUAUAGUUUUUUCCUUCUAUGGAAGUCAAGGCUGAUAUGUACCAGGCUAUGCAUCUGGGCCCACCACCAACUGGCCCCGUUUGAAUAGAAUCAUUUUAACUUAGUUUGCUACAUGUCAUUGAAGAGUGGUUUCAAACAGUUGUCUUCUUCAUUACUUUGGAGUUGUCAUUCUUCAUAUGUUAUAAAUGGAUAAAACAGCAUAGAAACUACACAUUUCUUUAUCUAUCAUGAAAGAAAAGUAUUAAGCAUUUCGAUGUCCAGUUUAUGAGAAACAUUUUACACCAUCAGCAACGUAAUCACAUCACUAGAAAUCUUUAUCUAUUCUAUUACUAACACUAUUGUUUGAUCUCCCAUUCCUUAUCUAUAACAAUAACUAUUUUACCAUACCUUUGCAAGGUAUUCUGGUAGGGGCCAUGUCAGAGAUUACAUGUCUUUAUUCACAAGCAGCAUCUUCCUGUAUCACUCAUAGCUGCCUAUGUAUGAUAUGAUAGGUCCCAGAGAAAAUAUAUGCAGGACCCAACCACAAAGAUCUUUAUUAAGCAGAUUGCUGUCUUUUAAAAAAUAUUUACAAAUAAUUCAUACAGACAUUUUAUAUGGAAAAGUUGGUCAGAUUUUCUCUAACUGAGCUCCUUCUGUUAAACCAAUUUUGUGUUUUGAAAAUUGGGCUGCUGUAUUUCUUUUGGUGCAGUCUGCUUACUUAUAUGGUUUAUAUAUAUAUAUAUAUAUAUAUAUAUAUAUAUAUAUAUAUAUGUUUGCUGACUUUGUGCAGCAUCCUCUACUAAUAACCACCAGCUGCUGCUCAAAUGAUCCAUUAAUUUCUGUGGUGGGAGCUCAUUUAUUCUUGGGGCAAGGAUUAGAUGUAGCUAGAGUGAAGCAAUCAUACAUGCAGAUGGUCACAUGAUUUCUUAACCAUUAACCCUACUUGUUUCUUUCUGUGCACCUGCAGUAUCAAAGCAAUUGUCAUGUAAAAGGUAUAGUUAUAUACUUGCUCAUCUCUGUUUGCAUGUAAUCAAACAGCCCCAGCACCUUCAUGAACAAAAACUUGGCAUAACCACUGAUCUUCAACAAUAUAUCUACCAUCAAUAGUGUGCCCAGGUGUAUGCCACAUUCCUUCAUACCUCCAUAACCCAAUAUGGCUCUCCUAGCCUCUGGGUCGCUACUUGAAUGUCAUUUGCCAAGGCUGUAGUCAAGGAUUCAUCCCUCUAAAUAACAGAGCUAGAAUAUUUGUUACUUUUUCAUAUUUCAGCUUUGAAUAAGACAGACUCAUAGUGUUCAUUUAGAUUAAUUUGAAUAUCAAACACUGUUGUUUUUUGCUUUGAGCCAGUGACAGUUGCAUUUUUUUUUUUAUUUCUAGUACUAGCAAUAAAUAAGGCCAGUUUAUCUUGAAGACAUCUUCCUUCUGGGCACUUUUUUGGUAAAUCUGCCAUGUAUUGCAGAGGUGUAAUUUCUGUAUUUCAAUUAAAAGUGAGUAUACAGAAGUAAAUGUUCAUUUUUAUAAUGAAAAAUAUUUAUUCCUCAUUUUUCCAAGGAAUGUCUGCUACUUCAUGUGACAAAAGUUCCUCUUUUUGAUUUUUGUUUUACAUCUUUGAACCAAUUGUUUAGUAUGCUAAGGUAUCACAGGCCAAUAAAGCAAAUUUUACUCUAUGUUUACAGUUGCUAAUUUCUACAUUUGACUCACAGAUUUUGAAGAAUACAUUUUCAUGCUGUUGAAUGGAAAUGACAGCUCCAUCAUCCUUAAGCAUCAGGCUUUGUACUCAAGAAACCUCAUCAUGGUAUGUGUUGUGUACUUUGAUGUGUGCAUGCACAGACAUACCAUCACCUGUCUUCCCAUUCAUAACUAUAUCUCACAACUAUAUUUCCCCAUCUCCUCUUGUACUGAAUGUUAGCUCUUCCCAGCAUUUUAGUAUAUAUAGCCAAUUAUACAAUACUCCACAAAACGUCCACCUCUUUCUUCAGCAAAUAUUUUCACUCUUGCAAGAAUGAUCUCAGAUUAUCAGUUAUAUCUAUAAAUAUAAGUACACUUGGUUUGCAAUGAGCUAGCAAAUCAUGCUUCAAGCUCAAGAAUAUAAUCUGGAGUUCUGAUUGUAUUUUCUGAAGAAAUUUCUUUUAAAUAUAGUCUAUAGUGGCAUAUAAUCAGACUCCACAUUAACUAGUUUUAUUUUGAUAUGCUCAAAAAACUUUUGAUAACCAAAAAAUGAAAGGUAACAUCUCCUUCUCUGUUUAAGAUUUGAAUAUAGUGUGUUAACGCAUCAUUCAAAGCUCUUGACCCACAUUUUACUUGAAUGCUUUCCUAAAGCGGUACUGUUCUAAACCCUUCUUGACGAACAUUUACUUAAAAUGUAACUGACUGUGACACAUCAUAGAAUUUCAAGCUAGGUUUCUCAGUAGCUAGCUUUUUAGCAUGUUGAAAGUCCUCUAGUGCUCCAUUGACCAAAGACAAGCAACACUGCUUUGUAGCUUUCUAGCUGCCAUUGUCAUACCUGAUAUUUUUAGGAAAAAAUCACACAAGAAAUGACCUGUUAUGGGUUUGCAGCAUAUUUAUUAUUGCUCUGUCAUUGUCAGAAUCUGGUUAGGUAUCUCCUGACUUCAAAAUGCAUUUUAUGCACCUUAGAGUUGAUUAACAGAUCUGCAAGAUUAUAUUGUAUGGUUUUAAGCCUGUUUGCCUUAAUCUGGCAAACCUUAAGCCAUAUCCUUGUUUAUUAUCUCCUCAAAUUAUAAGAUAAUUUGUUCUACUAAACUCAUGCUGUAGCCAUUCAAUUAAUUUAGCUUCAGCAUUUUGAAACACAUCUGAGAUGAAAUUCCAAAAGGCAAUCAUACAAACUUGUAUCUACCGAAAUGUUGAACAUACAUAGAUUACUAGCCUAUCUGCCAAAAGUCAUUAUUAGCAUGUGGCAUUGUGAAAAGACUUAACAUUAGGUGUAGCAGCCAUAGCCUCUUUGGUUACUUGAAGUGGAUAAUGCUCCAUUGUGAUCAUUUAUUUUAGUCUUAAAGUUAUACAUAUUGUAGUCUUGCCUUCCUUCACACCAUCUAAGAUAUUAUUUACUUGUUCACUCAAUUCAGUUUACUUAACAAUUAAUUCCAGAACUUAUAUGCAGUUGAAGACUUUUGCAUAUUUUAUUCUCAGUGAAGCAUUCUUAACAGUAUUCAUGUUAUUGCAUGUCCUAGCAAUAACAGUACUGUUAGUCAAAUAUUUUACAACUAGUCUGCUAUGGAAAUCAUAGCAGUUAACAUUGUUUCUAGCUUUGUUAAACUUCCUCUGACCAAAGAACUCAUUCAGAUUAUUUGGAUUGUUAUGUUGGCCUUCACAGAUAUGACACUGCCUUAGUAUCUAUCACACGUGUUUUAACAAAUGUGUCUUUUUAGUAUUUCAGGUUUACAUUUCUGACUGUUAUAUGUAGCCAUGACAUGGACUGCACUGGUCUGUAAAUUAUUCCUCAGCUACAUAGUAUGAAUUCUUUUAAUCAUGCCAUCUACCGCAAAGGCACUGCAGUUCAGAAUAUUUGUUCACUUUAAAUGUUUUUCUGUGGAUGCUACUUGGAAUAUGAUAUGCUCCUUUUCAAGCAUAAUUUGAUACAGACUUCAAGUUUAUCUCCAAAACAUGUCAAAAGAGUGCUUAGAAACUGUAUACAUUAUUUAGCAGAUUCAGAAAUA
This is a messenger RNA of Protopterus annectens (West African lungfish), 6102 nucleotides long. RefSeq names its product solute carrier family 7 member 11 (gene SLC7A11). Gene Ontology annotation, cellular component: membrane. Bases 320 to 1828 code for a protein of 502 amino acids. Gene Ontology annotation, molecular function: L-amino acid transmembrane transporter activity. The record is from RefSeq and is a predicted model, not a curated record. The transcript has 12 exons. Lineage: Eukaryota; Metazoa; Chordata; Ceratodontiformes; Protopteridae. Gene Ontology annotation, biological process: amino acid transmembrane transport.